This is a messenger RNA of Hansenula ciferrii, 1407 nucleotides long. It is a transcript of the gene SMI1, whose product is annotated as Smi1p. The coding region runs from base 1 to 1407 and encodes 468 amino acids. The record is from RefSeq and is a predicted model, not a curated record. NCBI's taxonomy places the organism in Eukaryota, Fungi, Ascomycota, Saccharomycetes, Phaffomycetales, Wickerhamomycetaceae. The transcript has a single exon. Gene Ontology annotation, biological process: cell wall biogenesis; regulation of fungal-type cell wall biogenesis. Gene Ontology annotation, cellular component: mating projection tip.
AUGGGUUUCAAAGAAAAGUUGAACCAAAUAUUCUACGCGUUGAGUACCGAAGAUAGGUACGCUGACUACGAUUCACACAACCAUCAUGCUAGAACUGUUGGUGCUGGUGCCGAUGGUGAUUCAAAUACUUUCCAAUUGAAUGACGCUAAUGGAUUCCAAGAAGAAGGUGAUGAUUCAGGUAUUUAUCAUUCUACUGAAGGUGUUAGUGAAACUAUUUUGGCCUGGAGACAUAUUGAAACUUGGACUAGUGAAAAUCAUAGUGAUUUGAAUGCUUCUUUAGCCGAUCCAUGUACAAGAACUGAUAUUUCAAGAGCUGAAAAGGAUUUAGGUAUAGUAUUCCCACCUCCAGUUCGUGCUUCUUUAAGAAUUCAUGAUGGUCAAGAAGAUAUGGAAAGUUUAACAGGUAUUGGUGGUUUGUUUUUUGGGUUACAAUUGAUGAAUUUGGAUGAAAUUGUUCAUAUGACUAAAACUUGGAGAUUAGUUGCUGAUAGAAUUAAUCUUGAUUCUCAAGUUAAAACAAACUUGGCUGCUACCCAAGCAUUAUUAUCUCCUGCUGGAUCUUCUACUGAAGUUGACAAGACAAAAUCAACAACUUCAUUAAAUGAAACUCAUAAAGGUUUUAAACCAGUUGAUGGUGCAGAUUAUAAAAAUUUAGAUCCAGAUUUAGAAAAAAGAAUUUCUUCAAAUAACUCCAAAAAAUUCAAAUCUCAUAUUCCAAAACAAUUUUCAUGUCCUGCAGGUGCUAUACAUCCCGUUUAUUCUCAUCAAGGUUGGGUUCCUUUAGUUACUGAUAACUCAGGUAAUCAUAUUGGCGUUGAUUUAUCUCCAGCUAAAAAGGGUACAUGGGGUCAAGUCAUCUUAUUUGGUAGAGAUUUCGAUACAAAAUUUGUUUUAGCACCAACUUGGGGUGAUUUCUUAUUAUUAUUUGUUAAAGAUCUUGAAAAUGGUAAUUAUAUUAUUCGUGAAGAAGAAGAUAUGUUUGCAGGUGAAGGUGAAGUUGGAUUUUUCGAUAAAAAAAUCAAUAGAGAAAUUCCAUAUUUACAAGUUUUAGCUCAAAGAAUGAUUAAUCAAUAUAGAACACAAUCAAAAGAAUUACCAACCGCACCAAACUCAGAAACUAAAAUACAGUCUAAAAAGGAUACACCUGUCUCCCAUAUUUUACCAAAAGCUGGUAAUUCAUCAAGUGCUGAUAGAAUUGUUUCAACUGAUAUUGCAAAUGAAUCUAAAUCUAAGAAGGAAUCAGAAGGUAAAAAAACUGAAAAUAAAAUUGAAACUAAAGAAACAAAUGAAGAUGAUUUAUUAAAUGAAGAUGAUGAAGAUACCAAGAAGGACGAUACAGCUGAUCAAUCUGAACAAGAUAUCGGUAAAGAAACUUUAGUUUCAGAAUUUGAAUCAGUUAAAAUUUAG